Fusarium coffeatum is the source of this 4161-nucleotide messenger RNA. RefSeq lists its product as uncharacterized. Gene Ontology annotation, cellular component: peroxisomal membrane; cytosol. The transcript has 3 exons. Lineage: Eukaryota; Fungi; Ascomycota; Sordariomycetes; Hypocreales; Nectriaceae. Gene Ontology annotation, biological process: protein import into peroxisome matrix. The coding region runs from base 1 to 4161 and encodes 1386 amino acids. Gene Ontology annotation, molecular function: ATP hydrolysis activity; ATP binding. The record is from RefSeq and is a predicted model, not a curated record.
AUGGCAUCGUCUUCGCAGCAGGUUUCUACCACAAUCAAGCGACGGAAUCGCAGACGUCGUCAAGACAAGCCGGCCAUUAAUGCCAAACUCGUGCUCGACGAUCAUAUCAAGAGCGAUGUCGGCAUUGUGUCCGAAGACAUCUUCCGCGACCUCUUCCCUCACCUAGCUAACGCUCAACUCUACCAAGGUGCCACCGAAGACGUCCACCACAUUGCGAUCGCUCCAUGGCAACCGAACGCGAGCCCUAUCGAUAGCCCGUGGUCCAUCGUACCGAUUAUAGAGUCUUCCGCCAUUGCCCCGUCCACCGUCCGUUUCUCGCCGUCUUCCGCUGCUUUACAGAGCUUCGCUGUCACUUUGCAGCAAGUUGCGCCAUCCAAGCUAUCAAGCCAUAGCCGUGGUGGAAUUGAGAUUCUGGUCCUCGAUGUUGCGCCUGUACCUCUCGAAACUGUUUUCGUGAGCUUGGAGAGCGAAUUGACCAAACGACUAGAGAAUGGUGAAGGUACAUUCUACCGAGACCAUCCCGCAAGCUCCAAGGAGAAGAGCGUCGAUGCGACACCUGACGAGCGGCUUGUGACUUCUCUUAGGGCUGCUUUGAGGAGUCUCAAGGUUGUCCAUGCUGGUGAUCUAUUCCCGCUUCCUCUGCCACCACACCCAUUUACUCAUGUCCCUCCAAAUCCCGGAAAGAUCAUGCUGUGCGAGCCUGUUGCUCAAGGUGUGUUAACGGAAUCGACCAAAAUCAUUCUUAUGCGCGGCCGUGUCCAUACCAAGCAGAUUCGCCGUGUCGCUUCAAUGACCACCAGCCAACAACUCAAUGGCGUAGCCGAGGAUGAGGACGAUACUAGCACAGAUCAGUUCUAUUCUGCAGCUGAGGAUCGCGACAAGUCAGGAAUGAUAACGGAAGACAUGGAGUCCGCCACCGAAACAGAACUAGAUCUGUCAGACUUUGAAAAUGAAGACGAGCUAUCGGACGACUCCAUGGACGACAUGAUCUCCCUGCAAGCGCCUACUCUCCCAACAACCAAUGCCAGUGGUGUAUCGACAUUACAGCCUGGAACGCCCAUGACCGUUGGAACCCUUCGCGGCAGGAAGACGAAUGGAAUCACAACACCCGGCUCUGUCUUCUCCAAUUUCACUGCGACUACUGCUCGACCAGAUAGACCCCGUGGCCGCCUCUUCAAAGCUCAGGGUCUGAUGGAGCAAAUUCCGACAGAUAUUUUGCACCCCAAGCCAUCAGUGGAGGACGACGAGGAAGCGCGCAUCUACGUCGAUGUGACAUCCCUGAGUCGCAUUGGGUGCUUCUCUGGUGAUUGGGUUAGGAUAGAAGCUGCUGAAGAGCCUCCCACGAAUGGCUUUGGUGCCUUUGGCCUGGGGAGCUUUGGGCAAGCCGAGCCUGAACCCGCCAAGUGGCGCCCUGUCCGAGUUUAUGGACUUCCCGAGGGUUAUUCGCAGCGACCCAUGACGAGGAUACCAAGUGCCAAACACGGCGAGCGAAGGCUAUCCUUCUUUGAGUCGCAAAUCCAACGGCCUGCUAGCCCUACUGCUUAUGCAUCUCCCAUCCUCUUGGCCAAUCUCGACGACACACCUUAUCUCCGUCUUGCGCCUCUGAAGAAAUCGUCAUAUCAAGGAAAGGGAACGAUCCCUAGGUUUACCAGCGCUGCUCGGCCUCCUUAUGCUCGAGACAUCACCAUUCACCACAUCAGAACCCCUAUCUCCGCAGAACGAGCCUUCCAAACCGCUGUGUUGGGUGGCCUGAAGCGAUACUUUGCCCAGAAGAUCCGUCUAGUUCGGAGUGGAGAUCUUAUUGCUGUCCCAGUUGACGCCGAGCUUGGCCGUACGCUGCAAGAGAUGCCUGGCGCUGGAGGUUCUGAGGUGGACGACGUGAUGGCGCUUACUGCCGGCGGCCAGGAAACUGGAAAACAGCCUUCGACAUUCGACAGCGUUGCUUGGUUCAAGGUUGGACAUAUUCAAAUUCAGAAAUCCGACGAAGACGAGGAUGGAAGUGCUGAGGCUUUCUGGGGAUCGGUCGCGUGCAUCGAUAGUUCGUCUGUUGCUAUGCACGGUUCGGGUUUCGAGACAAGCCGGAUUCCUGGCAUCAAGCAAAGCACAUGGCAAUAUUACCUGGGCCUCAAGAAAACCCCCAAGAAGGCAUCAGAGACAACACCUGCCCCGAUUCAAGAGCCCGAAUUGCCCUACGUGUCACCUCUCAGACGCCAGUUGAGGGAGUUAAUUGCAGCUGCUACGAGCGCAAGAGCAAUUCAUCUGAAGAUGCCACCGGUUGCCAUUCUGUUAACCUCCACGCAUCGAAACAUCGGAAAAUCAACUUUGGCGUCAGGCGCUUGCUCCGAUAUGGGUUUACAUACGUAUACCAUCGAUGCUUACGAUAUCCUGAGCGAAGGAAGCGGCAGUGGAAGUGAUGUUAAGACUGAGGGUUUCCUCAGAACAAGGGCGGAGCGUGCUAUGAGUUGUGGCUCCGACUGCUGUGCCCUUCUUGUCCAACACGUUGAGGCUCUCACUGCUGAUCGUAUUGAAUCUACAAUCAAAGAGAUUCUCGAAGAUACCCGAGUUUUAAUUGCUACAACGAGUGAUGUCGAUAAGGUACCUGAUGGCGUUCGGGCGUUGUUUACGCACGAGUUGGAGAUGACCGCUCCUGAUGAAGCUGAGCGUGAAUCCAUUCUCAAGUCUAUCAUCAGUGACAGGGGUGUCAGUCUUGAACCAUCCAUUGAUCUCAACUCAAUUGCCCUGAAGACUGCUGCACUUGUGGCUGGUGACCUAGUGGAUGUGGUCGAGCGUGCAUCUAUUGCUCAACAAUCACGACUGGAACAGCUAUCAGCGAAGAACUCGCAGGAGAGUACCAUAAUAACAGUGCGAGAUGUGCAGGUUGCUGGUGGUCCCCUCGCCCGCUGUCUGACCAAGAGCGACUUUGAGAUUGCUGUGGAAGCUGCGCGCAAGAACUUUUCCGACUCCAUCGGCGCACCAAAGAUCCCCAACGUCACCUGGGACGACGUUGGUGGUCUCAACAACGUCAAGGAGGCUGUCACAGAGACUAUUCAACUGCCGCUUGAACGACCUGAACUGUUCGCGAAGGGCAUGAAGAAGCGAUCAGGUAUUCUCUUUUACGGUCCCCCCGGAACUGGAAAGACAUUGCUGGCCAAGGCGAUUGCUACGGAAUACAGUCUCAAUUUCUUCAGUGUUAAGGGCCCUGAGCUGCUUAAUAUGUACAUCGGAGAGUCUGAAGCCAACGUCCGACGUGUGUUCCAGCGUGCUCGAGAUGCCCGACCUUGCGUCGUCUUCUUUGAUGAGUUGGAUUCAGUUGCGCCAAAGCGUGGCAAUCAAGGUGACAGCGGUGGUGUUAUGGAUCGUAUCGUCUCCCAGCUUCUAGCAGAACUGGAUGGCAUGGGAGACGAUGGUGGCGGUGGUGUCUUUGUCAUUGGCGCAACCAACCGACCGGAUCUUUUGGAUCCUGCCUUAUUGCGUCCUGGUCGCUUCGAUAAGAUGCUGUAUCUGGGUGUCUCUGAUACCAACGAUAAGCAGCAAACUAUCCUAGAAGCUCUUACCAGAAAAUUCACCCUCCACCCAUCUGUUUCUCUCGCAUCCGUGGCAGAGAAACUCCCUUUCACCUAUACCGGUGCCGAUUUCUAUGCGCUCUGCAGUGAUGCGAUGCUCAAGGCUGUCACGCGGCAAGCUACAGCAGUGGACAACAAGAUCCGUGCCAUCAACGCGGAUCCAGAAACUCACCACCCCAUUUCAACAGCUUAUUAUUUUGACCAUUAUGCCACACCUGAGGACAUCGCUGUCAUGGUCCAAGAGCAAGACUUCCUUGCUGCUAAUGAUGAGCUUGUUCCUAGUGUGAGCGCUGGCGAAUUGGCCCAUUACGAACAUGUCAGGGCCACCUUUGAGGGAGUCAAGGAGAAAGAGAAGGAUGAGAAGCCCCCGCUGGUCCAACGGGCUGUGUCAGGAGCAUCAACGUCGUCUAAGGGUAAAGGGAAAGCAGUCGCGUCAGGAUCUAUUCGGGGCAAAGGGAAAGGAAUUGCGUUGACCAGCGACGACGAGAUUGAUGAGGAGGAUGAGGUAGAUGACAUGAAUGGUCAGCCCAAGGGUAAAGGAAAGGCCCCCAUGGGCUUUCAGGAUGGAACAGCCAGCGAUGACGAUGGAUUAUAUUAA